Erigeron canadensis is the source of this 1743-nucleotide messenger RNA. Its product is annotated as dihydrolipoyl dehydrogenase, mitochondrial-like. Gene Ontology annotation, molecular function: dihydrolipoyl dehydrogenase (NADH) activity; flavin adenine dinucleotide binding. The record is from RefSeq and is a predicted model, not a curated record. Gene Ontology annotation, cellular component: oxoglutarate dehydrogenase complex; mitochondrion. The coding region runs from base 57 to 1601 and encodes 514 amino acids. NCBI's taxonomy places the organism in Eukaryota, Viridiplantae, Streptophyta, Magnoliopsida, Asterales, Asteraceae. The transcript has 2 exons.
AAUUCUCAUAUUCAUAUUCCAGUCUUCUUCUUCUUUUUUUUUUUGAAAAAAGAAAAAUGGCGAUGGCAAAUAUAGCAACAAGGAAGGCCAAAAACAUCUUAAACAUAUCAUCAGAUGCACUGAGGUACUGCUAUUCCUUCUCAUUAUCAUCAUCCUCUACCACUAGUUUUUCUAGAGGCUUCGCAUCCUCUUCAGGAUCUGAUGAAAACGACGUCGUCGUCAUCGGCGGCGGUCCCGGUGGUUACGUGGCGGCCAUCAAAGCCGCUCAGCUAGGGCUCAAAACUACCUGUAUUGAAAAACGUGGUGCCUUAGGUGGUACCUGCCUCAACGUUGGCUGUAUUCCUUCCAAGGCACUUCUCCAUUCUUCUCACAUGUACCAUGAGGCCAAAACUAGUUUUGCUAAGCAUGGUGUGACCUUUGAUAACGUUGAUAUCGAUGUUGCUGCCAUGAUGGGCCAAAAAAAUAAAGCCGUGUCGACUCUCACCAAAGGUAUCGAAGGCCUUUUCAAGAAAAACAAAGUGACUUAUGUCAAGGGCUACGGGAAGUUCCUCUCUCCCUCUGAAGUUUCUGUUGACACCAUUGACGGUGGCACCACCGUUGUGAAAGGCAAAAACAUCAUCAUUGCCACUGGAUCUGAUGUCAAAGGACUACCCGGGAUUACAAUUGAUGAGAAGAGGAUUGUAUCAUCAACUGGAGCUUUAGCUCUGACAGAAGUCCCCAAGAAGCUGGUUGUUAUCGGGGCAGGCUACAUAGGCUUGGAGAUGGGGUCAGUCUGGGGCCGUCUUGGCUCAGAAGUCACGGUUGUUGAAUUCGCACCCGACAUCGUCCCGUCAAUGGAUGGUGAGAUCCGCAAGCAAUUUCAAAGGUCACUCGAGAAGCAAAAGAUGAAGUUCAUGCUCAAAACAAAAGUGGUAGCAGUUGACACUUCAACCGACAUUGUGAAAUUGACCCUCGAACCAUCAGCCGGUGGUGAACAGACUAUACUUGAGGCAGAUGUUGUUCUUGUCUCUGCAGGUCGAACCCCGUUUACAUCUGGGCUCGGUUUGGAGAACAUUGGUGUAGAAACUGACAAAAUUGGCCGAAUCCCAGUAGAUGGAAGGUUUACUACAAAUGUAAAGGGUGUUUUCGCCAUCGGUGAUGUCAUUCCGGGGCCUAUGUUGGCCCACAAGGCUGAAGAAGAUGGUGUUGCAUGUGUGGAAUACAUUGCAGGCAAAGAAGGGCAUGUAGACUAUGAUAAGGUACCUGGUGUUUGUUACACACAUCCUGAGGUGGCUUCUGUGGGAAAGACAGAAGAGCAAGUGAAGCAGCUUGGGAUUGCAUACAGAGUCGGGAAGUUUCCGAUGUUGGGAAACAGUCGAGCUAAGUCAAUUGAUGACGCGGAAGGAUUAGUGAAGAUUAUAGCCGAAAAGGAGACGGAUAAGAUAAUCGGUGUUCACAUUAUGUGUUCAAAUGCGGGUGAGCUCAUCCAUGAGGCUGCUUUAGCCUUAACUUAUGGUGCAUCAAGUGAGGAUAUUGCCCGCACAUGCCACGCGCAUCCUACAUUGAGCGAGGCCGUGAAGGAGGCUGCCAUGGCUACCUAUGAUAAGGCGAUUCAUAUAUAGACCUUAAGGGAUGUCAUUUGUUUAUUCGAUUUUUGUUUCCCAUUUGAAUGUUGGAUCCAAGUUCAACAAAACACAUCAACUUGGUUUAACUGAUUUUUUAUAUGCUUAAUUGCUUAAUAAACAACUUAAGUCUCUGCUUUAA